Molecule: messenger RNA, 384 nt
Organism: Penicillium macrosclerotiorum
Lineage: Eukaryota; Fungi; Ascomycota; Eurotiomycetes; Eurotiales; Aspergillaceae
Product: VOC family protein
Exons: 3
Coding region: 1-384 (127 amino acids)
Source: RefSeq, a predicted model, not a curated record
AUGACUAUCAAUCACGUCUUUGUAUGGGCUUCUGCGGCCAAAUCCCAGAGCUUGCAGGCCUUUUACCGCACUAUUCUUCAGCCACUGGGAUAUAGAGAGAUGAUCCGUGUGAAGAACGACCAACUUGUCGGGUAUGGCAGUGAUUAUCCCUAUUUCUGGCUGCAGACUCUACCUGAAGAUAAAGAGCCUUUGCCAACCCAUAUCGCAUUCGAUGCCCCCACUCCCGAAGCUGUGGAUGAAUUCUAUCGUCUUGCACUGCAACAUGGAGGGCGGGAUAAUGGAGGCCCAGGAAUUCGAAAGGAAAUGAGCCGCCAACCUUAUUAUUCGGCAUUUAUAUUUGACUUGGACGGGAAUAACGUCGAAGCAGUUUGCGUCUCCAAGUAA